UACAAGAACACACUAAAAUCUUUUGUAGUGUGCAAAUUAAAUCUUAAUUUCUAGUGUGCAAAAGUAAAUCGCUAGUGGAACAGAUUUAAAAUUUUUAGUGUUUUAUAUUUGCUUUCAUUUACGAAUAAGAAAGUUUUUAUACAAUUUUUAAGGAUGGCAAUUAUCACUUCGAAUUGGAACACUGAUUUGUUAACAUUAUUGGCGGUGAUCCUAACAAUUAUUUAUUUUUAUUUUAAAUCAACAUUUAAUUAUUGGAAAAAACGUGGUGUACCAUAUGCUGAACCAAACUGGAUAUUUGGAAAUUUUUACGAUGCAAUAACAUUUAAAAAGAACAUAACAUCAUAUUUUUGUGAACAAUAUCACAAAACAGAUGAAAAAGCUUAUGGUUUAUACAUAUUUCAACGUCCAUAUUUAUUACUUCGAGAUCCUGAGUUAAUAAAACAUGUACUAGUCAAAGAUUUUAGUAAUUUUAUACCAAGAACUAGCGCUGAUGUAAAAGGUGAUGAAAUUGGUCGACAUAAUAUGUUUUCAAUGAAAAGUGUCAGUGGAUGGCGUUAUAUUCGUUCAAAACUAUCACCUUUCUUUACUUCUGGAAAAAUGAAGAAUAUGUUUGGUUUGUUAGAUCAAAUUGGCGAUCAAUUAACUCAACAAGUGAAAAGCCAUGUAAAAGAAACAUUGGAUGCGAAGGAAAUAGCCAGAUUGUACACAACAGACGUAAUUGUAUCUACAGCAUAUGGUAUUGAAGUGAAUUCUUUUUCGGAUAAGGAAUCAGUAUUCUCAAAAGUUGGGAAGAUGAUGAUAACGUUUGAUCUCAGGCGCAGUCUCGAAUUUUUAUGCAUAUUUUUCUGUCCAAUUAUGGUAAAAAUAUUUAAUUUUAAAUUGUUCAGUAAAGUUGGUUCAGAUUUUUUGCGAAACGUUGUUACGAAUGCAAUGGCGGAACGGGAAGCAAAUAAUAUCAAGCGACCAGAUUUAAUUGAAGCAUUAAUUACAUUGAAAAACAAGGGAACCUUAGAAGAUUCUAAUAAAACAGCCGACACUGUUGCAAAUGGAAACAAUUUGAAGAAUGAUUUACCUCCAUUCAAACUAGAAGGUGAUAUAUUGGUAGCACAAGCGGCUGUUUUUUUUACAGCUGGAUUUGAAACAACAUCUUCCGCUAUCUCGUUCACAUUAUAUUCACUUUCGUAUAACCCUGAAAUCCAAAUAAAAUUACGGAAAGAAAUUCAAGCAGUAAUUGCUCGGAAUGGUGGUAAUUUCACUUACGAUUGUCUUAAAGACAUGAAGUAUUUAGAUGCAUGUGUCAAAGAAACAUUACGAUUAUAUCCAACUCUAGGAUUUUUGGAUAGAGAGGCCCUUGAUACAUACACGUUCCCAGGGACAAAUAUUACUAUUGAUAAAGGCACUGCAGUAGUUAUUUCGUUAGAAGGCUUACACAGAGAUCCACAAUAUUUUGAAAAUCCUUUAGUAUAUGAUCCCGAGCGUUUUAUAGAAGAUAAAAACAUCGUACCAUACACCUAUAUGCCUUUCGGCGAAGGACCUAGAAACUGUAUUGGUGCUCGUUUUGGAAUGAUGUCAACUAAAGUUGGAUUAGUUCAUAUAUUGAAAGAUUUUGAAGUUUUAACUCAAAAAACGGCUCCACCACUGGAAAUUGAUAACAAAGGAUUUUUGUUAACAGCCAAGAAUGGAAUUAACUUGAAAUUUGUACCUGGCACUGUGUAUACGGAGUAGAUUUGUAAUUAAAAGCAGAUUAAGUGGAAAGUUUCCUUUUCACUUAAUGUUAUAACAUAUGAAA
Molecule: messenger RNA, 1789 nt
Organism: Chrysoperla carnea
Lineage: Eukaryota; Metazoa; Arthropoda; Insecta; Neuroptera; Chrysopidae
Product: cytochrome P450 6k1-like
Exons: 5
Coding region: 154-1725 (523 amino acids)
Molecular function (GO): iron ion binding; oxidoreductase activity, acting on paired donors, with incorporation or reduction of molecular oxygen; heme binding
Source: RefSeq, a predicted model, not a curated record